AUGGCUCUCGAUGCUGCGAGCAAUGGGAAUUUCAACACCAGGUAUCCACAUCAGGCUUACCAACUUAUUGAGAACUUGGCAUCUAGCAAUAGUACCAAGAAUGCUGAUUUAGAGAGGAAGAAGCUUGGUGGAAACAUGGAUAGAAGUCAAAUUGCUGAGGUUAAGGCUAAGUUAGAUUCUGUGCAUGGCCUUCUUGUGGGAAAGAAAUCAGUUCAAUUUGCUGCUGAGGUUGAAAUGUGGAUGAAGAAGAUGUUAAUUUCAUCAAUGGAGCUGGGUUUCAAGGACAGAGAUGGGCCAAUCAACAAGGAUAUGGUUCCUCUUAUCAUAAGCCUUAUGGUUCUUCUUCUUACCAGAAACCUCCUGAACAAGACAAUGAGAUGA
Molecule: messenger RNA, 381 nt
Organism: Microthlaspi erraticum
Lineage: Eukaryota; Viridiplantae; Streptophyta; Magnoliopsida; Brassicales; Brassicaceae
Source: the annotation of a GenBank genome assembly